CCACCCCCCGCCCGUGAACUUUCCCCGACCCCGACGGCAGGGCUGGGUUUACAGCCCCGGGAAGGUGAAGGUGAAGCGGGGCUGAAGGUCGCCGGCAUCGCACCAGGUGAGGGCGGGGGUUGGGCGGAGCCGCGACCCCCCAGGUGUCCACCCCAGCCCCGAGCUCAGCUCCCCCCGGCCCGGAAGGAGGGAGGAAGCGGAGUCUGAAUUAAUCCCAGCCCCAAGAAUAGGGCCCAGGUGUCCCCGCUUCCUGCCGGCUCCGCGCUUCUCCCAGAGCUGCCCUGAAGCCUCGAAGAGGAGGGGGGUAUCCAGGGCAGCCCCCACCGCUCUGCCCCAGGCUCCGCGCAGCCCCCAGCCAUGGAAGCCACCACCUCUCUGCUGGAUGCUGCGGCCGUCGGGGAUCUGGUGAUGCUGGACCCGCUCAGCGAGGAGGCCCUGCUCCGCACCCUGCAGGAGCGCUUCAGCCGCGAGGAAAUCUACACAUACAUUGGGGAGGUGGUGAUCUCAGUGAACCCCUACAAACCAUUGCCCAUCUACACCCCCGAGAAGGUGGAGGAGUACCACAACUGCAACUUCUUUGCCGUGAAACCCCACAUUUAUGCCAUUGCUGAUGAUGCAUAUUGCUCGCUGCGGGACCGGGACCGGGACCAAUGCAUCCUCAUCACUGGUGAAAGUGGAGCUGGCAAGACAGAGGCCAGCAAGCUGGUGAUGUCCUACGUGGCGGCCGUGAGCAGCAAAGGGGAGGAGGUGGACAAAGUGAAGGAGCAGCUGCUGCAGUCCAACCCUGUGCUGGAGGCCUUUGGGAACGCCAAAACCAUCCGCAAUGACAAUUCCUCCCGAUUUGGCAAAUACAUGGAUGUGGAGUUCGACUUCAAGGGAGAUCCUCUGGGAGGGGUCAUCACUAACUGUCAGUGCUGUCCCCUCCCCUCUCCCCCCCGGUGGUCUCAGCCUCCCCUGAGCUGCAGUUAUACUCAUCCCCCCUUCCCCCCCCAAACCCUGACAGAUCUGCUGGAGAAAUCCCGCAUCGUCCGCCACGUGAAGGGCGAGAGGAAUUUCCACAUCUUCUACCAGCUGCUGGCGGGGGGCUCAGCACAGCUGCUCCAGAAGUUGAAGCUGCGUCCGGACUGCAGCUACUAUGGUUACCUGAACCGUGAGAAGUCAGUGCUGCCCGGCAUGGAUGAUGCCGCCAACUUCCGUGCCAUGCAGGAUGCCAUGGCGAUCAUCGGCUUCACACCCACUGAGGUGACGGCACUGCUGGAGGUGACAGCUGUGGUGCUCAAACUGGGCAACGUGGAGCUGAGCAGCUGCUUCCAGGCCAGCGGGAUGGAGGCAUCCAGCAUCACCGAGCCACGGGAGCUGCAGGAGAUCAGCCAGCUGAUCGGGCUGGACCCCAGCACUCUGGAGCAGGCGCUGUGCUCACGCACUGUGAAGGUGCGGGAUGAGAGCGUGCUGACUGCGCUCAGCGUCUCCCAGGGCUACUACGGCCGUGAUGCAUUGGCCAAGAACAUCUACAGCCGCCUGUUCGACUGGCUGGUGAACCGCAUCAACACCAGCAUCAAGGUGAAGCCAGGCAAGCAGAGGAAGGUGAUGGGAGUCCUGGAUAUCUACGGCUUCGAGAUCUUCCAGGACAAUGGCUUCGAGCAGUUCAUCAUCAACUACUGCAAUGAGAAGCUGCAGCAGAUCUUCAUCCUGAUGACGCUGAAGGAGGAGCAGGAGGAAUAUGUCCGAGAGGUAAUGCUGACCCCAAAGGGAUGCGGCUCUGGGGAGCCUCAGUGGGAUGGGGAAGCGCCUCAGACGGCCCCACAGCACGUCCCUUCCUCACCGCCCCCCACCGGGAGAGCAACUCAAUGGCAGGAAGGCGGGGAGGGAUUCGGGAUCCCCGUCUCGGCGGCCGGACGUCCGCUUCCUGCCCAACACCAACAGGGGGUGCCCAUGGAGCAGGGUUUGUGCAUGACACCCCUCUGCUCCCAGGGCAUCAAGUGGACGCCAGUGGAGUUUUUCGACAACAGCAUCAUCUGCGACCUCAUUGAGAACAGCAAAGUUGGGAUCCUGGCCAUGCUGGACGAGGAGUGCCUGCGGCCCGGCACCGUGAAUGAGGACACCUUCAUCACCAAACUGAACCAGAUCUUCGCCUCCCACAAACGCUAUGAGAGCAAAGAGACGCUGAACGCCAAACACGUCACCGACAUCAGCCUGCCGCUGCGCUGCUUCCGCAUCCACCACUAUGCUGGGAAGGUGACCUACAACGUGACAGGCUUCAUCGAGAAGAACAACGACCUGCUGUUCCGUGACCUGUCCCAGGCCAUGUGGGCCGCCCGGCACACUCUGCUGCGCUCCCUCUUCCCCGAGGGUGACCCCCAAAGACCCUCCCUCAAACUGCCUCCCACCACCGGCUCCCAGUUCAAGGCAUCCGUGGCGACGCUGAUGAAGAACCUCUACUCCAAGAAUCCCAACUACAUCAGGUGCAUCAAGCCCAACGACACCAAGACAGCAAUGCUCUUCACUCCGGACCUGGUGCUGGCUCAGGUGCGCUACCUGGGGCUGAUGGAGAACGUGCGGGUACGGCGUGCAGGCUACGCCUUCCGUCAGCUCUACCAGCCCUUCCUGAAGCGCUACAAGAUGCUGAGCAGGAGGACCUGGCCCCACUGGACGGGCAGUGACAGGGAAGGCACUGAGGUGCUGCUGGCAGAGCUGAAGUUCCCCUCCGAGGAGCUGGCAUAUGGCCACACCAAAAUCUUCAUCCGCUCACCGCGAACUCUCUUUGACCUGGAGAAGCGGCGCCAGCAGCGCGUGGCCGAGUUGGCCACCCUCAUCCAGGCGAUGUUCCGCGGUUGGCGCUGCAGGAAGCAGUACCAGCUGAUGCGCAAGAGCCAAAUCCUCAUCUCCGCGUGGUUCCGCGGCCAUGCGCAAAGGAACCGGUACAAGCAGAUGAAGCGCUCGGUGCUGCUGCUGCAGGCGUAUGCACGGGGCUGGAAGUCCCGCCGGCUCCUUCGGGAGCUGAAAGUUCAGCGCCGCCGUCAUUUGGCCGCCAGCACCAUUUCUGCAUACUGGAAAGGGUAUCAGACCCGCAGGACGUACCGCCGCUACUUCCGCUCCGAUGCCCGCACGCGUCUGUCCAACUUCAUCUACCGGCGGAUGGUACAGAAGUACCUCAUGGGACUGCAGAAGAACCUCCCCCCGAUGGCGGUGCUGGACCGGACCUGGCCCCCUGCACCCUAUAAGUUCCUGUCCGACGCCAACCAGGAGCUGAAGGGCAUCUUCUACCGCUGGAAGUGUAAGAAGUACCGGGAGCAGCUCUCCCCGCAGCAGCGCGCUGUGCUGCAGGACAAGCUGUGUGCCAGCGAGCUGUUCAAGGACAAGAAGGCGUUGUAUGCCCAGAGCCUGCAGCAGCCCUUCCGUGGUGAGUACCUGGGCCUGACGCAGAACCGCAAGUACCAAAAGCUGCAGGCGGUGGCCAAGGAUAAGCUGGUGAUGGCCGAGGCGGUGCAGAAGGUGAACAGAGCCAACGGGAAGACGGUGCCACGGCUGCUGCUGCUCACCACUGAGCACCUGGUGCUGGCCGACCCCAAAGCAGCACAGCCCAAAAUGGUGCUCAGCCUCAGCGACAUCCGCGGAGCCUCCGUCAGCCGCUUCUCCGAUGGGCUGCUGGCGCUGCACCUCAAGGAGACGUCCACUGCUGGGGGUAAAGGCGACCUCCUGCUGGUGAGCCCCCACCUCAUCGAGCUCGUCACCCGCCUGCAUCAGACCCUGAUGGAUGCCACCGCGCAGGCGCUGCCGCUGAGCAUUGCCGACCAGUAUGCGGGGCUGGGGGCGUGGCCUGUGGGGGCGUGGCCUACGUGGGCGUUUCCGGAAGGGGCGUGGUCUGGAAGGGGGCGUGACAGGGUGUGUUGGGAAGGGCGGGGUGGGAAUCAGGUUGCUCAUUGGGCAGGAUGAGGGUGUGGCAGAGGGCGGGGCCAGAUUGGAGGCAGCUCAUUGGGCAGCAGGAGGGGCGUGGCCAGGCGUUCCCCCAGCCCACCCCCCAUCUCCCCCAGGUUCUCCACACGGUUCCCGAAGGGCGACGUGGCCGUCACCGUGGUGGAGUCGGCCAAAGGCAGCAGCGACGUCCCGGUCUGCAAGAAAC
This is a messenger RNA of Phasianus colchicus (ring-necked pheasant), 4120 nucleotides long. The record is from RefSeq and is a predicted model, not a curated record. Lineage: Eukaryota; Metazoa; Chordata; Aves; Galliformes; Phasianidae.